CUUGGCGGGCUCGGCAAUUUUAUGUUCCCUGCCAUCAGGAAAAUGUGCCCCGCUAUGAUAGCCUUGCUGAUCUCCUGAAUAAUGUCGAUGUUCUGACUGCAUACCAUACCUUUUCGUCCUAUUUCACAUACUGUCGUUUCCCAAGUUUUAUAUCUUCACCUUCGUUUCAUUCUUCUAUUCAUUAAUCUUCGAUUUUGGGAGGAAAGAUGGGUGUCCGUGAUCUCGUACCACGGCACACGAGGGGAUACUUAUGGAUUGCGUUUCUCGUGGGAGUAUUCAUGUUCAUGGCCAUGAGCGAAAAUGGGAUUUUUUCAACUGAUUCUGUAUUACCGAAUCCUGUUCUGAUUGCGAAGGCGAAUCAGUCACCGUUGGAAGUACGACCUAGCGAUUUUAAGAUGCCGAAAGCUCAAUCUUCAACAUCGACUCCAACUUCGUUAGGAGGUGCUUCACAAACUCCAAUAUCACACACCUCAGAACCAGCAACGAAGAGUACUCCAGUACCAACAAAAGAGCAUCCAAAGACUGAAGAGCUAUCCUUCAACGGCCUCUCCCCCAACGACAUAGCCAUCCUCGUCAAAACCGGCGCAACCUCCAUCUGGCGCCGUAUGCCAGCCCACAUGUCCACCACGCUCUCCAACCCCCUCCUCACCCCCAACAUAAUCUACUACUCCGACUCCUCCGAUAACCUAAACGGCUCCCCGGUCCUCGACGUCCUCGCCAACGUCUCCGCGGCCCUUAAAGCCACCCCAGAUUUCGCCCUCUACACCAAAGCCGCCGAGAUCGCGGACCAGAACCUGUAUCUCGAGUCCGGGUCCAUGGAAGGUGACUUCUACCUCCCGGGCGGCUGGCGGCUGGACAAGUAUAAAUUCGUGCCGAUGUUUCAGCACGUAGCUGCGUACAUGCCCGGCAAGAAAUGGUACGUCUAUAUGGAGGACGAUAAUUAUUUUUUCUGGGAGAAUCUGUUUUCGUGGUUGGGGACGCUGGAUCAUACGGCGCCGCUGUUGGUCGGAUCACCGGCUUUCCGGCUCGGCGAGGAUUUUGCGCAUGGUGGGUCGGGGUUUGCGGUUUCGGGGAAGGCGUUGGAGGUUUCUUUUGGGAGUGAUAAGGGGUUAGCGGGUCAAUUUGAGGAAUAUGCGAAGGAGCAGUGUUGUGGUGAUCAGGUGCUCUCGCAUGUUCUGCAUUCGAAAGGUGUAGAGCGGUAUAAGGAGCUGGAUGGUGGGGGAUGGGCGGGGUUGCAGAGUUUGCCGCAUUGGAGGAUUGGGUUUGGGACGUGGAAUUGGUGUAGUCCGAUUAUGAAUGUGCAUAAAGUGCACCAGAGAGAUAUUUCGCGGCUCUGGGUGUUCGAGAGGGAGUUCAAGGAGGGAGGUGGCAAGAGAUUGAGGUAUAGGGAUGUUUUUGAGGGGAUGGCGAAGGCGGGAAUGCAGAUGGAGAGCAGGAGUGAGUGGGACAAUUAUGCAGCGGCGAAGACGUUUGCUUCUUCUUCCGAUCCAGAUGUCAAUGCGGGUGUGAAUGGAGGGAGUGAGGGAAGCAAGAUUUCGGCAGGAGAAAUGGCGAAGAAACCGUGGUAUAGUAAGGAGGCGUGCAAGAAAGCUUGUGUAGAGUGGGAGCAGUGCUUGACUUGGAAGUACGCAGAUGAUAACUGUGCGUUGGAUCAUACGGCUGCGAUGGGGCAGAAGAUUGAUGCUGGGAUCAGGAUGGAGAGUGGGUGGAUGAUUGAGAGGAUCAAGAAGUUGGAGAAGACGGAGUGUGAAGCGUUGACCUUUUGAUAGGACGAAAGAUUUGAGUUUUGGCUUGCAUUUGAGCGGGAUAAUUGGGUCGCACAUAUUGGAGUUUGGUAAAAUCAUGAAUACCUGGCAUGAUUACAUAUCUAUACAUAGAUGUUGGGAAUAGUACAUUGAAAGUCUAUGGAUCUUUCACAACCUUACAAGUUUCCUUCAAUAACACGUCAUCAAUGCGCUCCAGUAUCC
This is a messenger RNA of Mollisia scopiformis, 1967 nucleotides long. RefSeq lists its product as uncharacterized. The coding region runs from base 207 to 1766 and encodes 519 amino acids. The transcript has a single exon. Lineage: Eukaryota; Fungi; Ascomycota; Leotiomycetes; Helotiales; Mollisiaceae. The record is from RefSeq and is a predicted model, not a curated record.